AUGACUGACAACGAACAUAAACUAUCUAUAAUAGAAUCGGAAAUAUUUCAUGCUAUACAAAAUUCUCAAUAUAAACGACUUGCAUUAUAUAUACGACAAAAUUAUAAUUUAAAUGUUACAUCAAAAGAUGGCCGGAACGGUUUAUUCUAUGCAUUGAAUAUAAAGGAUUCACAUAAACGAUGUCGAAUGAUAAGAUAUUGUUUAGAUCAUGGAAUUAAUCCAUUACAACGAGAUAAUGUUAAUGGUUUUACAAUAUUAAAUGAAGCUAUGGCUCGGCAACAGCUUGAUUCAUUUCAAAUUUUAUUUGAUGAAAUCGGCGGUGAAAUCGAUUGGCGUGCAUUAGAUAAACGUGGACGUACAACGUUGCAUCAAGCAGUUGAAUUAAAUAAUCUUGUAAUCAUUGAACCACUAAUAACAACUAUGGUUCAUUAUGCUAUUUCAGUUGAUGUCGUUGAUAGAAAUGGUUUAACACCCUAUUUAUUUGCUUUAAAACUUCAAUUACCUGAUAUGGCACAACUAUUAUUAAGAAAAGGUCAUGCAAGUCAGCAAACAUGCGAUUUAAAUACGCAUUUCAGUGCACGAGAAUGGGAAAGCAUUGGCAUCAAAGAAAAUCGUUCGAUUUUUCUUAAAAGAAUUCAAGAUGAAAUGUUCGAUGCAAUGAAAAAAGGAAAAAUAAAUAGAGUUAACAAAUUGAAACAGAUGUAUUGUUCAACAGAUCAAUUGUUUACAAAUGAUAAUUCACGUCGUAAUUCAAAUUUUACGACGACAACAAGGUCGGGUGUUAAUUUAAAAUCCUCUCUAUCCAUUAAUGAAAUAGCUGAUCGAUUACGUCAUAGUGAUAUACCUCAUAAACAUGUCAAUAGUAAAAAAACUGAAAAACCAUUUCGUUUGGAACCUAUGGUGCCAAGAUCUUUUCCUCCUAUGACGAAUCUAAAACGACAUGGACCAAGUGCAUCGAUGAAUUCAAUUUUAGAUUUAUUUCAGAUAGGUCAGUUAUCAUCCUGA
Messenger RNA from Rotaria socialis, 1005 nucleotides. NCBI's taxonomy places the organism in Eukaryota, Metazoa, Rotifera, Eurotatoria, Philodinida, Philodinidae. The record is from the annotation of a GenBank genome assembly.